AAUAGCCAUUGAAAUAAGACAGAUGAGGUUACCGAACCUGAUUCAGUUUUUUGGAUUUAUGUCAUUGAAUACUCAAGUUUGCUUUGCAGAAAAUAAGACUAAUGAAAGUGUUUGUAUUUGUGGAAAAAUGGAAUUUGAUAUUCCGACAAUUGAAACUCCUUUCUGGUCCAGAUUUGAUUAUUUUAAAGCAGAAAGCUUUAUACAGUCAAAGUUCCCUGCUUCAUUAGCAGAGAAAGGUCAAGAUUAUUCAGAUGACUAUUCCGAUGACUACACUGAAAAUAGUGAUGGGGAUCUUCGAUUAGUUGGAGGAAAGAAAGAACGCCCAAGACCCUGGCUUGCUUUUAUAACAAAAAGGCUUUCCGAGGGGGAGAUACAUAAGUCUGCUAAUUGUGGCGGAACUUUAAUCAACCACUGGUAUGUUAUUACUGCCUCACAUUGUGUCUGCCCAACAGAUUACAUACAAAGAGUUCAACAAUCGGUCUGUAAUGAGGGCAAAGAACGUAUACAGAUAACAGACAAUUAUCCAGUUCAAUUUGAUGUGUGCCUAGCAAUCAGCAAUGAGAAAGAGUGUUUGAUGGAAAUUCAGAACGAUAUGUCAUACAAAGCAACUGAGAUUGUGGUCAGGAAAGAGCGGUUGAAAAAAAAUAAUCUGAAAACUUUUGACAUAGCUCUGAUUAAGCUUGAUCGUAAGGUUAGGUUUAAUUCGGAUGUAUCCCCAGUUUGUCUUCCCGGUGCAAUAAAAUUCAAGAAAACUAUCCAUAAGAGUGCAUUUGCAUCCGGUUUUGGAAUAACCCACUUCUCUCUAAAAGAUAAGAAAGCUGAGUGCUCAACGGAUAUGUUUCUACCAAGGCCAUAUCACACAUGUUCCAGUUCUUGUCAAUUGUCUGACCCCCCUGCUGAUCCAUUAGAAGAAUCUGUCUGCAACUGGUUGAUUUACAAUUAUUUUGAUAAAAUUCAGAAGUUGCGGUUGGAUAUCAUCCGAAUAACUAUCCCAGCGAUGAAUAAAGCAGUUAUAUGUUAUCCUAAUAUAAACCAAUACGGCUGGUGCCAUAUAAAUACAACAAUUUCACAUGUGGAUUUUAAAGAAAUGCCUGACUGGGGACUAUGUGACCAGCAUUGUCAAGUAGGAUUAGAUAAAAAUGGUCAGUUCUUCUUUGAAAGUGAAACUGGGACAGCAUAUUGGGCUAGACAGACACUGCUCACAUACAAGGAAUGUUUUGAUUUUUUAAAAGGAAUGAGCGGAGCUGAAGAUGCUCGCCUGCUGGAUAAUUUUGAUCCUGCGUUCGAACUUUGUGCAGGGUCAAUUCACGAACCUAGGUUACAGGACUUUCAACUAGAGAAUCUAACCAUUACAAAAGAAAACAUACAGGGUGUAGCUACAACUGUGGGAGUACCAUCCUUAAGUCUUCCAGACUUUUUAGGAGGAACAGACACAUGUCAAGGAGACAGUGGUGGGCCACUCUGGAGAUGGCAGGUUACAGAUAGCAUUACACCAGAAGAGCGGGUUGUGCAGAUUGGAAUAAUUGCAAGAGGGGAUAAAUGUGCAAGGGUCAACCGUCCUGGUAUUUACACAAAAAUAUCGAGUUUUAGGGAUUGGAUCAAAAAGAACACGAGGGAUGGGGGCUGUGAUAAAUUUGAAUAAAUAAAUGUCUUGAAGUUAA
Eurytemora carolleeae is the source of this 1661-nucleotide messenger RNA. RefSeq lists its product as uncharacterized. The record is from RefSeq and is a predicted model, not a curated record. Bases 23 to 1642 code for a protein of 539 amino acids. Gene Ontology annotation, biological process: proteolysis. Gene Ontology annotation, molecular function: serine-type endopeptidase activity. The transcript is spliced from 25 exons. Lineage: Eukaryota; Metazoa; Arthropoda; Copepoda; Calanoida; Temoridae.